GCCCCGCGGCCCGGAGCUCCGAGCCCGUGGUUGCCGCGUCGCCCUCCGCCUGCGCCCGCCCGCGCGCCGCCCUGCGUGGGGGGCAGGGGCGGGGCGGAGGCGUUGGCCCUGCCACGUCUGGGCCGCAGUUCCCCGCUGUGGCGCUGGCGGGGCGGGAGGUGCGGCUGGCGCUGAAGCCGGAUCCGGAUCCGGUACUCUGCAGCCCCGUGGGGUAGAGUCCGACGCGCCUGGCGGCGAGUGCAGACUGCCGCGCCUCCGCGGAUCUUACUGGAAAGAUGAAACCUGACGAAACGCCUAUGUUUGACCCAAGUCUACUCAGAGAGGUGGACUGGAGCCAGAAUACAGCUACAUUUUCUCCAGCCAUUUCUCCAACACAUCCUGGAGAAGGCUUGGUUUUGAGGCCCCUUUGUACUGCUGACUUAAACAGAGGAUUUUUCAAGGUACUGGGUCAGCUGACGGAGACUGGAGUCGUCAGCCCGGAACAGUUUAUGAAAUCUUUUGAACAUAUGAAGAAAUCUGGGGAUUAUUACGUUAUAGUUGUGGAAGAUGUGACCCUAGGGCAGAUUGUUGCUACAGCAACUCUGAUAAUUGAACAUAAAUUCAUCCAUUCCUGUGCUAAGAGAGGAAGAGUAGAAGAUGUUGUCGUGAGUGAUGAAUGCAGAGGAAAGCAGCUUGGCAAAUUGUUAUUGUCAACCCUUACUUUGUUAAGCAAGAAACUGAACUGUUACAAGAUUACGCUUGAAUGUCUACCACAAAACGUUGGUUUCUAUAAGAAGUUUGGAUAUACAGUGUCUGAAGAGAACUACAUGUGCCGGAGGUUUCUAAACUAACGCUCUCCUCAGAGAAGUCACCACGCAGCUCAUGUCGCUGCGACCCGGGCCUCCAUCAGCACUGAACUACAGCACCGGAUGUGCUAUCCUCAGUAGAGUGACCUUUAGAAGAUACGACGGGCUGGUGGGGCAGGCUGUGAGUUUGGAUGAUAAAUACUAUAAAGGGGAUGAUUUGUAACCAAAGGAAUAUAUUUUUCACUUGAAUCUUUUCUUGCAUUGUAUUUUUCUAAAGUUCCGCUUUAUUUCUUGGUAGUGAACAGUAUGAGUAGUAAGGAGCUGUGCUGCUCAUUUUUUAAAAAAUUGACUAAGGCUGUUUCUUAUCACAUUCAUAGAAGUAUUUUUGUUUCAAAGAGAUAUUAUCUAAAUACACUUGUGGGUAUCAUUGCUCACACACUAAGUAUAGAAGUUGGAUUAAAUAUAGUGCAUCUAACAUUUGCUGAUCCUAAUAUUGGUAAAGAACGUGAUCAGCCUUUUUAAGAAUUAUGAAAUUGAUAGGAUUCAGAGUAAAACAAAUUUUUACCUAUCAAAAAUUCAUAGUUCCACAUAAAGUACUAUAUUAUCUGAAAUAUUAUUCAUUAGAAUUACCCAGUUUUUAAAGUGAACUAGCAACUCUUGGCAUAGGUACUUUUACCUUUCUUUUUUUAUGGGUACUGAAGCCUUUCUUUUGUUUAAUGUUUUUGUGAAACAUGGAAUAUUACAAAAUUGUGAGGAAUAUUUAAAAAUGUUUGGCAGUGCAUUUGUCACAUCCUUAAAAUGUUGAUGAUAGCUUUUCUAUUUAAUGUGAUUAUAAUGGUACUAUUUUUCUGGUCACUGUCCUGUUUUAUUUAUUUUAAUUAUUUUUUAAAGUUGAAGAAUUAAGGUACUUUAUUAAUGGCUCUAAUCUUUUGCAUUCCAUGUUACAUUAAAUUGUUCAUAUGAAUCAAUUCUCUGUUAGCA
Messenger RNA from Chinchilla lanigera (long-tailed chinchilla), 1766 nucleotides. It is a transcript of the gene Gnpnat1, whose product is annotated as glucosamine-phosphate N-acetyltransferase 1. Gene Ontology annotation, biological process: UDP-N-acetylglucosamine biosynthetic process. Gene Ontology annotation, cellular component: endoplasmic reticulum-Golgi intermediate compartment; endoplasmic reticulum; Golgi apparatus. Gene Ontology annotation, molecular function: monosaccharide binding; glucosamine 6-phosphate N-acetyltransferase activity. The transcript is spliced from 6 exons. The record is from RefSeq and is a predicted model, not a curated record. The coding region runs from base 276 to 830 and encodes 184 amino acids. Lineage: Eukaryota; Metazoa; Chordata; Mammalia; Rodentia; Chinchillidae.